GCCCUCUCCCGAUGUGGCAGUCCGUCUCUCAGCUGUUUCUCCCGGAAGCUCCGAUCACUGUGACCCAGGGCCAGCUCUCACCGUCCGGGGCCCCACUCCCUGCCAGGCCUCCGCCCGCUCUCCGUACCGAGCUUCCGCCUGCUGUGCCCGCUCCCGCCGGGUCAAUGAGCCGCUCUCUGCGCCCAGCGCCGGGCCCGGGCCGAUGGACACCAACGACCUGUUCAGCAGCUGCAGGAAGGGAGACCUCUUCAGAGUACGAUACCUUGUGGAGCAGAGAGACGUGGAACUGAAUGUUCGUGACAAGUGGGACAGUACUCCCUUAUACUAUGCCUGUCUUUGUGGACAUGAAGAACUUGUUCGUUACCUUUUAGCCAGUGGUGCGAAGUGUGAGGUGAACACAUUUGACGGUGAGCGCUGUUCGUAUGGCGCACUAAAUGACACCAUCCGCAGGGUGCUUAAAGAGUACAAGCAAAUUACAGCAAAGUGCAUGCAGCGUGAUUACUAUGAUGACUUCUUACAAAGACUCCUGGAGCAAGGAUCUUACAGUGACACCAUGUUCAUUGUACACAGGGAGUCCUUUUGUACUCAUCGUUGCAUUCUCAGUGCACGCAGCCCGUAUUUUGCAGAAAUGUUUGAGACCAAGUGGAAGGGCAAGAAGGUUAUUGAACUGAAGCACCCGCUGAUUAACCCAGCUGCAUUUGGCUCCAUUCUACAGUAUCUUUAUACAGGCCGUAUGGACAUUGACGUGGAGCACGUUGAGGACUGUAAGAGACUGGCAAAACAGUGCCAGCUGCAAGAUCUCAUUGAUGAGCUAGAAGAAAAGUGUAAAAAGGUGUAUGAGUUUGUAUCCUCCAAGCCUGGAACAUGUGUAAAAGUUCUGACGGUGGAACCGACUGGAAACUGUCGCUUGCAGGAUGAUCUAGCUAUGUUAGCUGACUGUGCCAUGCCUUCUGAGCUUAGGGUUGGAUUUGGGGAGCUGCCGUUUGACAGCACUGAUAACUUCAGCAGCUACCCAGAUGUGUGCUUCCAGAUUGAAAAUUACAAUUUCCUGUGUCACAAGUGUUUUUUCUGUGGCCGGAGCGACUAUUUCAAGGCACUGCUGGAAGAUCAUUUCUGCGAGAGCCAGGAGCUGCAAGCCCAACCAAGCAUCCCAGUACUCACCCUUCACAACAUCACCGAGGAGACCUUUCUGCGCAUCUUGUAUUAUAUUUAUAGCGAUGACACUGAGCUAUCCCCAGAGAAUGUGUAUGAUGUGCUUUGUGUGGCUGACAUGUACUUACUGCCUGGCUUAAAACGCCUCUGCGGGAAGACUUUAGCACAGAUGUUGGAUGAAGACAGUGUUAUUGGCAUCUGGAAGGUGGCAAAGCUCUUCCAAUUGACACGGCUGGAGGAUCAAAGCACUGAGUACAUGGCCCGUGUAAUAGAGAAGUUGGUUGAUUCUGAGGAAUUUGCAGGUGCAGUCCAAGAAGAUGCACAAGCUGUUGAAAAACGUCAAGAGACUGACUCCAUCCCACUGAUUGAUGACAUCCGCUUCCAUAUAACAAGCAACGUGCAAACCUACAGCGCCAUAGAGGAGGCUAACCAGAGACUUGAGGCCUUAGAGAAUCUGUUGGCUAAUUUAGGGCUUGAAUGCUAAGCAGCUAUACAAACUAUUAAGCCACUAUAUCCCGGCAGCUUGAGGGGGUGUGUGUGUCUUAAAUCUGAAAAUGUGUCAUGGACUUGAGUGUUGGAGUCCAGUCCCAUACUCCAAGCUCAGUGAAGGGUUAUGGAUCCUAUCCUCCCAAGCGGCUUUUACAUAGAUACCUCAAGUCAUUUUAUUUACCUGUAUCUUACAACACCAUGAAAUAAACACAUGUAGAGCCCAAAACAUAAUGUACAUCAGCUGUUCUGAUAUAGCCAUGUGCUCUGAUUACCCAGUGCUACACAAAUUGCUGAGCCCUUACUAAAGUGGCCUACUGCUGUGUAGUUUAAUGAAGGGCAAGUAGUUUCAUAAUCAUAAACUUUACAAGUCUAUGAGGUUUACAAAGCAUUUUCCCUAAGUAUAGAAAGUGUUCUAGCCAUGGUUGGUUUUUGUGUCGAAGGACACACGAAGGUUGUUUUGUGCAGUCCAUCAGAGGGGUGCUUCGCAUUGCUUGCUCUUGUUACUGAGUGAAAUGUUGUAGCAUUUAUUUGACAUGCACACUGCUUUUGUUGUGAAAGCGAUAAAUACAGCUGAAUUCA
Messenger RNA from Pelobates fuscus (common spadefoot toad), 2220 nucleotides. It is a transcript of the gene ABTB1, whose product is annotated as ankyrin repeat and BTB domain containing 1. Gene Ontology annotation, molecular function: protein binding. Gene Ontology annotation, cellular component: ubiquitin ligase complex; cytoplasm. The record is from RefSeq and is a predicted model, not a curated record. Bases 203 to 1636 code for a protein of 477 amino acids. The transcript has 12 exons. NCBI's taxonomy places the organism in Eukaryota, Metazoa, Chordata, Amphibia, Anura, Pelobatidae.